CGAUAGAUCUGGAUGCGCAAGAGUGAGAGGAGAGGAGAGCUCGGCCUCUUUUCUACGGACACUUCGGCGUCGCCCACGCACACGUUUGAGCGCGGAGGAGUGAGACGUUUCCUAAAAGUUGUUUUUCCCAUUGCUGCGUGUUUUCAGGCGGUUUGGUGUCCGCUCCUCUGGGUCUGAGGAUGCGCUCUCAGAUGUACCUUCUGCUGCGUGAGUGGGUCGCAAAGAAGCGGACUGAGGUAAGCGCGCGCUCAUUUUCCCUGUAACGCGCACAGGCAGGCAGCAGAGCUGGGAGAGAAGGACGCACAGCUCAGACUCACACAGGCAUCUGAGGCUGGCUGCCGGAGCAUGGUGCCGGAGAGCCCAGGGCUCCAGUUUAGUCCAAGUUUUUGGAUCUCAGCAGGACGCAGGGAGGCAGGUCCGCGGGGACCUGGGAGGACACAUGGACAUCGGAGGGACACCAGCGCUCUGAGAUCAGCCAAGACAGACCCGACCAUGCUUUGGAUCACCUUUUUACCGUUUUUGUUGCCGUGCUUGGCCGCCAACAGGACGUCGGACCCCGUGCCAUUCUUUCACGGACAUGUCUUUGAGAACUCGUCUCCGGGCUCGCGGGUCAACGGGCUCAGCGUCCCGCUGAAGCGGUUGAACUCUCUCCGGCUGUGCGGCACCGGGGAGCCCGGCUCACCCGCGCCGCGCUUCAAACUUCUGGGAGAUGGAAGCGAGGACUUCCGAGUGUUUGCGCACCACAAGCGGGGAACCGUCCUGCUGAGGACCAGCCAGACUUUGGACCGAGAGGAGCGGGCUGAGUACGCACUGAGCCUUGCCUGCUGCUGCGGACAGGACGCUCCGGAUCUGGUGGCGUCCAUCAAGGUGGACGUUCUGGACACCAACGACCACCAGCCCGUCUUCCCCAGCGCGGAUGUGAAGCUGGACCUGGAUGAUGCCACUGCGCUGCGCGCGGCCAUCUAUUCGUUCAGCGCGCAGGACGCAGACAGCGGGAAGAACGCGGAGCUCUACUACUUCACUGUGCCCAAAAACGGAAGUUUUUACGCGGUGCCCAAAACGGGCGACAUCCUGCUGGUGGACUCCAUCCUGGGUCUGGAACAGCCCAUUAAGUUCCAGGUGUUCGCGCGGGACCGCGGCUGGCCGCCGCGCACGAGCCAAAGUGUCUCCGUGGAAAUAAACCCACGACAGUGGCCUGUCGCGGACGCGGCCGGUCCCAAACUGAAGCAGCCAGUUCAAGCGCGGAGAUCCAGAUCGGUCCCGGAACCAGAAACCCCGAUUUUCAUUAGCGUGUCUGAGGACGCGGGGAUCGGCUCGGUCGUGGUGAACCUGAACCCAGUCAGGUUUGGCUCCGCCACCUUCGAGCUGCUGGAGCCGGAGGUGGAGAGCUGCCCGAUCAGCGUGAACAGAGACAGCGGGGAUGUGGUCAUUAUGCGGCGGCUGGACCGGGAGACGGAACCGCUGCUGGAGAUCACGGUCCGGGUUCAGGACCGGAGAGGUCCAGAGUGGUACCUGGUUCGAGUGGAAUUGACUGUGACGGAUGUAAACGACAACAUCCCACAAUGGACCAUGCUUCCUGCUCCCUACCUCGCAGUCGUUUCCCCAGAUGCCCCGGCAGGUUCACUGGUGUACAAACUCCAAGCUCAGGAUGGAGAUGAAGGCCUUAAUGGUGAAGUUGAAUACUUCCUUUCUGAUGGCGGUGACGGUCGAUUCGAAGUGGACAGGAAGACUGGCCAGAUACGAACGACGGGGCUGCCUCUGCAGCGUGACAGGGAGUACCUGCUGACGGUGGCAGCUGCCGACGGGCUGGGCAGCCGCAGCGCUCCUGCCAUCAUAUCAGUGGUUGCUGGAGCGCGGCCUCCACAGUUUACUAAUGCCUCCUUCACCAUCGAGAUACCAGAAAACACUCCUGAGGGACAACCAUUCCUAGUGACACCUGCUGUGUCCUUCCAAAACAAACCAAUCAGCUACAGCCUCCUGAUCAAUCCCAGCAGCCUCUUCACCAUCUCAGCAGAGACGGGUGAAAUCAGCCUGACCCGCAGUAUCGAUUAUGAGAGUGACCAACAUCGUUACUUGCUCCUGGUGCGGGCCAGCGAGGGCCAGAACAGCAUGAGCAGCGCAGCAGAGGUACGAGUUGUUAUUGUUGAUGAGAAUGACUGCGUUCCAGAAUUCCUGCAGUCAAUCUACAGCACGGAUGGUGUACCAGAGACGGUCACAACAGCCACCUCCUUGUUGCAAGUGUCUGCCAAUGAUUGCGACUCAGGAGCCAAUGCGGAUUUGACCUAUUACACCCUAAGUCCAGACUUCAUCAUUUCCCCUCAUGGGACCGUGUUCCCAGCAGGGCCUCUGGACUACGAAAGACCGAAUCACCUGUACGAGUUUGUUGUCAUGGCAGUUGACAAGGGAGAGGCCCCUCGCACAGGGACAACGACAGUACGGAUUAGAAUGGCCAACAUCAACGAUGAGGCACCUGAGUUUUCCCAACACAUAUAUCGGACCUUUGUCUCAGAAGAUGCAGGACCUAACACACUUGUUGCAACUGUGUUGGCAAAGGAUCCCGACGGGGAUGGGAUCACGUACAAGAUUACCACAGGAAACGAUGAAGGCAACUUUGUCAUCGACAGUCAGAAAGGUCUGAUCCGGCUGCGCUCCAGUCCGCCGCCUCGCCUGCAGGGGGUGGAAUACGUCCUUAACAUUACAGCCACCGAUGACAACGCCUCAGGUGGGCCUCAGCCGCUAUCCACCACAGCGCAGGUUAUAGUAGGAGUGGACGACGUCAACAACAACAAGCCGGUCUUUGAAAAGUGUCAGGAGUACCGUGAGAGCACGUCUGUGCUGGAGAACCAACCAGCGGGGACCUUUGUCCUCCAGGUCCAUGCUGUGGAUGCAGACGAAGGCUCCAAUGGCAGGGUCACCUACGGCUUCAUGCAUAAAGACUCUACGGUUCCUGCGUUCAGCAUCCACCCUGAUACUGGUGUAAUCGUGACUGCCAGAAAAUUUGACCGUGAGCGCCAGCGUGAAUACGCAGUGACGGUGACGGCUACCGACCAGGCAGCCGACCCACUGAUUGGCAUCUGUCAGCUCAAUAUUCUCAUCCUGGACCAGAACGACAACAGCCCGAAGUUUGAGAACCUACGAUAUGAAUACUUCCUCCGUGAGGACACCAUGAUCGGGAACAGCUUCCUGCGGGUGGCGGCUCAUGACGAUGACUUCGGUACCAAUGCAGCAAUCACGUAUAGCAUGUCUGGGGAGCCGCCGGAAUACCUCCGGGUCAGUCCGCUGACAGGCUGGGUCUACGUAAACCAGCCUAUCUCACAGAGGACAUACAUCACCAGGGAGAUUGUAGCAACAGACGGAGGAAACAGGAGCAGUUCAGUGGAGCUGGCCGUCACCAUCACCAACGUGAAGAACCAGCCGCCACAGUGGGAAAACGAUACCUACAGAGUGGUCAUCCCAGAAAACACUGUUCGAGACACGGCCAUCGUGAAGAUCAAAGCCACGUCUCCUCUGGGAGAUCCACGGGUCACCUAUAACCUGGAGGAUGGGAUGGUCCCAGAGACUAACAUGCCUGUUCGCUUCUACCUGACUCCCAAUCGCGAGGAUGGCUCCGCCUCCAUCUUGGUUGCCGAACCGCUUGACUAUGAAACCACCAGGAACUUUAUUCUGCGGGUUCGGGCCCAGAAUGUGGCGGCCGUACCAUUAGCUGCCUUCACCACCGUCUAUGUCAACGUCACAGAUGUUAAUGACAAUGUGCCAUUCUUCACCUCGUCAAUCUAUGAGGCCUCGGUGACUGAAGGAGCAGAGUCAGGAACAUUGGUUUUCCAGGUAUCAGCCAAUGAUAUGGACCUGGGCCUAAAUGGGAAGAUUUCUUACUCGCUGCUGGAGGACCGCAGCGGGGAUCAUCAGUUCUUCAGGAUCGACUCAGAGCUUGGCUUCAUCUACUCGCAGGCUGUGUUUGAUAGAGAAACUAAAAGCUCAUAUCUUUUGGAGGUUCAGUCUGUGGAUGGCUGGGAGUCAGCGCGGCCUGGAAAACAUGGACAACCCAACUCUGACACAGCAUAUGUUCGAGUUUUCAUCAGCGACGUGAACGAUAACAAGCCUGUGUUCGCACAGCCUUCUUAUGAAGUCGAUGUGGAUGAGGACGCUGACGUGGGCUUUGCUAUUCUCACAGUCAGUGCCAAUGAUGGGGACGAAGGUGGAAAUGCCAAGCUUCGCUACCAGAUCACAUCAGGAAACACAGGAGGCGUGUUUGACGUGGAGCCAGAGGUGGGAGCCAUCUUCAUCGCUCAGCCUCUGGACUACGAACUGAACAAAAGAUACAAGCUUCAUGUCUUGGCUUCAGACGGGAAGUGGGAAGAUUACACAACGGUGACGGUGAACGUAGUGAACAAGAAUGACGAGGCCCCCGUGUUCACGGUGAACGAAUACUACGGCAGCGUGACGGAGGAGCUGGAUGGUUCACCAGUCUUUGUCCUGCAGGUGACGGCGUCCGACCCAGAUAAGGAUGCUGACCAGGAGGCCCUGCGGUACUCCCUCCAUGGCCAAGGUGCUGAGAGCGAAUUCAUAAUCGAUGAGGUCACAGGAAAGAUCUACGCCCAGAGGACACUGGACCGCGAGGAGCGUGCUGUUUGGCGCUUUGUCGUCCUGGCAACAGAUGAGGGGGGUGAGGGUCUGACGGGAUUCACCGACGUCAUCAUCAAUGUGUGGGACAUCAAUGACAACGCCCCAGUGUUCCCCUGCGCUCUCAGUUGCCUUGGAGAUGUGGCAGAGAACUCAGCACCCGGGACGUCCGUCAUGGAGAUGACCGCGACCGACUUGGAUGACUCGGCCGUGGGGCAAAACGCUGUGCUGUCCUAUAGGAUUGUGGGUAUUUUAGACUCCACAGACAGUAGACUGGGUGGAGUGCCCACCUCCUCAGACAUGUUCACCAUCAACCCCACCUCAGGAACUAUUUCUGUAGGCGUAGGAGGUCUAGACCGGGAGCAGGUGGAGUCCUACCUGCUGGUUGUGGAGGCCAGAGAUGGAGGAGGGAUGACUGGAACUGGAACCGCAACCAUUCAGAUAACAGACGUAAAUGACCAUGCUCCAAGGUUCCUAGAUCAUUCCUGUCAAGCAAGAAUCUCUGAGAAAUCAGAGCCCAACUCAGAGGUUCUGGAACUCGCUGCUGAGGACCGGGACACUGGGGAAAACGCUCAGCUUACAUUCAGCGUUGUGGCCGGAGAUCAGGAGCAGAAGUUCUACAUGCUGAGUCAGAAGCAGGAGCAGAGAGGAACUCUUAGGUUGAAGAAACGGCUGGACUACGAACGGCACAGCGAGCAGAAGUUCAACCUCACUCUGAAGGUGGAGGACUUGGACUUCUCCAGCUUUCUACACUGCGUGGUCGAGGUGGAGGAUUACAAUGAUCAUGCUCCAGUCUUCAUUCCUCACUUUCUGGCUCUGGCACCGCUGCCUGAGGAUGUAAGCGUGGGAACCAGCGUGGCCCAUUUGGUGGCCAGUGACUCUGACUCUGGCCAGAACCGUGAUAUAGCCUACAGCCUGUCUGAGGACUCAGACCCAGAGGGCCUGUUUACUAUUGACCAGUCCGGUCUGCUCUCUGUGGCCCGGCCCCUUGAUCGAGAGAAGACGGCCCAACAUCUCUUGGUCAUCAUAGCAACAGAUCAUGGCAUCCCGGCUCUUACAGGAAGCGCUACCGUUCAGCUGCCUCUGUUGGAUGUCAAUGACAAUGGCCCAGAGUUUGAGGCAGCCUACUCUCCUGUGGUCUUUGAGAAUGUAGCCGGUCCGCAGGUGGUGAGGUUGAACCAAACCUCCACCGUCCUUCGAGCUGUGGACAGGGACUCUCCUGAGAACGGACCUCCCUUUCGCUUCAGCGUCCCUCCAGAGUACCGCUAUAGUAAUGACUUUUACCUCCAGGAUAACUUGAACGGUUCUGCAACGCUAACAGCUCUCAGGACGUUUGACCGCGAACGGCAGAAAGAGUUCCUGCUUCCUGUGGUCAUGAGUGACAGCGGGCAUCCAGCCAAGACAGUGACCAGCACUCUGACUGUGACCAUUGGGGACCAAAACGAUCACGCUCACUUGGCCGGAGAGAAGCAGAUAUCGAUCAACAGCCACAGAGGCCGUAUGCCAACCACCGUCCUUGGAAAGAUCUACGCUCCCGACCCUGAUGACUGGGAUAAUAAGACCUUUGUGUUUGAGGGACACCUGCCAAGUUACUUCAUCCUGAACAAGCGGACUGGGUUUCUCAUCAUCAAGGAAAACACCCCUCCUGGCACCUACCAGUUCCAGGUCCGCGUGUCAGAUGGAAUUUGGCCUGACGCCGUCUCCACCGUUAGCGUCCACGUCAGAGAGCUGCGAGACGAGGCUAUCUACAACUCAGGGUCCCUUCGCCUGGCAGACAUCACUGCGAAGGAGUUCAUUGAACUGAGGGGGAAGCAGCGCAGCCGUUACGAGCUCUUGGUGGACUUCCUGUCUGAGAUGCUCUCUGUUCCACCUGAUGAAGUUAACAUCUUCAGCCUGAUGGAUGUGAAGGAGCGAAUGCUGGAUGUUCGCUUUGCUGUCAGCGCUGGCCCCUCCUUCCUCCAGCCUGAGAAAAUGCAUGGUUAUCUGGCUGCUCACAAACAAAAGCUCCAGUCCUUCCUGCAGGUCAGCGUGUUCCAGGUGCGGGUGGACGAGUGUCCCGGCUCAGAGUGUGCCGGCACUGGCGGCUGCACCAAUGUUCUGACUGUGCGGGACACGCCCACCGUGGUGGACUGUGGGACGAUGAGCCUGGUUUCCGUGACACUGGAGUCCAGAGCCGUGUGCUCCUGCUCCGGACGGGACCAGUCCCACCAGCCCUGUGCCUCGUAUCCCAGAAACCCUUGCUUCAACGGAGGGGUGUGUGUAGACACUCAGCACGGCUACAGGUCCCAAUUUCUGAUUGCUUCCCAUUAUGUCGGAGCUCAGGGAACACCACACACACUCGGAUAUCUGCCCAAGAUCACCCAACAUGUUCGCUGAAUGGGGAUGGAAGUGGUCCCAGUGUCCUUUAGAGCAGACCUGAUGGCUCUUAGCACACAUGGCAGGAUAUUCUCACCGGAUUAUCUGAGGACCCAUCCCCAUAAUCUGGUUUAAAACUGGAGAGAUUAUCCUACUGUGUGAACCGGGCUUAAGUACCAUCAUUUGUCUCCAUGUUAGGAUGAAAUCCGCCUAGCUGAUUAACUCCAGUUUGAUGUCUAGAUAAUAUCCCAGUUACUAAAAAAAAAACCCUCUCUGCCUAAAAC
Molecule: messenger RNA, 7259 nt
Organism: Cyprinodon tularosa
Lineage: Eukaryota; Metazoa; Chordata; Actinopteri; Cyprinodontiformes; Cyprinodontidae
Product: neural-cadherin-like
Exons: 27
Coding region: 346-6996 (2216 amino acids)
Biological process (GO): homophilic cell-cell adhesion
Cellular component (GO): cell-cell junction; plasma membrane
Molecular function (GO): calcium ion binding
Source: RefSeq, a predicted model, not a curated record